Messenger RNA from Microstroma glucosiphilum, 5011 nucleotides. RefSeq lists its product as hypothetical. Gene Ontology annotation, cellular component: spindle; spindle pole body; microtubule associated complex. Bases 173 to 4885 code for a protein of 1570 amino acids. Gene Ontology annotation, biological process: nuclear migration involved in conjugation with cellular fusion; establishment of mitotic spindle orientation. The transcript has a single exon. Lineage: Eukaryota; Fungi; Basidiomycota; Exobasidiomycetes; Microstromatales; Microstromataceae. The record is from RefSeq and is a predicted model, not a curated record.
UGACGACAAAGGGACUCCUCAUCACUCUCACCUCGCAUCUCGUCGCCGUCGUCUUCGUCUUCGACCCAUCGGACGCUUCUGCUGCCACAUCCUUGUGCUCUGGAAGGGGGCCAUCCCGUGAGCAGACGGGAUCUUGCAGAACAUCACCUCCUGAGGCUCCUCGCCUCGCGCCAUGCCUCCCCCUGCUGCCGGACCCAUACGCCUGCACUCUCGCGUAUAUGUCGCCAAAUUCGGGCAUGGAACUGUGCUCUUCGUUGGUCAGACUUCCUUCGCUGCAGGCGUAUGGGUGGGAAUCGCUCUUGACCCUGACGAGGGGGAAGGAAAGAAUGAUGGCAGCGUAGCAGGCAAGAGAUACUUCGAAGCCGAGCCUGGCAGGGGUAUCUUUGUGAGACCGACUCAGAUAGAGGUUCUCCCCGAAGAAGAGUACGAAGAGGAAGAAGAAGAGACGGCAGAGGAUGUGACUGUUGAGCCAUACACGAUCGAUCAAGAUCAGUCGGGAGACAGCCGUGGCGCAGACACAUUGAGUCAGGCUUCCCCUCCGGCUAGCAUGCUACGUGGACUGCCAUCAACACCGCAGGUCCGCACAACUGCACCGGGAGCAUCAAUCGCCCCUUCUUCGCUUCGUCGACUCCCCAGUACCGAUUCACGGAGUGGUCUGCCCAGCAUCGGCCGGUCCAGUAGCCCAGACAAGAGCACCAUGCGACCUCCCUCGCGGCCUGCCUCACGUCCUUCACUGGUCUCGCGUUCUUCGGUCGCUUCUUCGGUAGCCUCCUCCGUCGGCACUGCCCCCGCUAGUCGUCGUUCAGUCGUAUCAUCUCCAUCGAAGUCUGGCCCUCCCAGUCGUGCAUCUCCAGCCAAGCCUGCUUCGACGACACCGGCUGCCAGAUCUGCUGCUCCUCUUCGCCCAGUGACGUCCGGAAGGACUUCCGUCGCUUCCGCUGUGCGUCCAGGUGCCCCUGCCAGGCCAGCGGCCCCAAGAUCUACCACGAGUGGCACAAAUACUGGUACUGCAGUCCGCCCGACACCUUCGACGAGCGUCAGUAGAGCUACACCUAUUAGCCAGUCACGCCCAGGACUUAGACCGGCCGCUAGCUCUAGUGCAACGAGUGCGGCCCCCGAUGCACAGAGUACCUCGGCAAGAGCCGCUCUGCGACCAGUCACCAAGGCCCGUCCCAGCAUGAUGGCCCCGUCUCUCAGCCGAGGUGAAAGUGCAACCUCAGGCCGGACCCAAAUGCUGUCGCGUCGAAGUUCUGCAGAUACGUCAGACCAAGCAACGCCGACAGCCAGAGGCUUUGAGCACGUAGAUCUAUCAUUGAGUCCCAGUGCCGAAGCUCGUCAGCGACUGAACGUUGCCCGAGCCAAGGCGGAGUCGCAGCGAAAUCCUCCGUCUCAAGAGACGCAGCUCUAUUCGGAAGACGACGAGGAAGAUCUAGUUGGCACUGCUCUGUCUGAUGGCAUGGACGACCUUCAAAGACCGGCAGCCAUCGUCUCAGCCGCUCAGAGUCAAGAGCUUGCCGCCCUCAAACGCGAAAUUGAGGAGCUCCGCGUUCGGAACAGGCUCAACGAGAAGCGAAGGGACGAGGAGAGGGUCAAGGUGAAGGAGCUUGAGAGCUGGAAGGAAGAGGUCGCUGAGAAGCUCAAGACAAGCGACAGUACCACGGAGAAGGCUCAAAAGCUGUCGGCGGAAGUUUUGAGCCUGCAGACUACAGAGCGGGAACUCGUCAUCCUCAAGAGCGAGCUUGAAGAACGAGUCGAGGAGUUGAGCGAGCAGCUGGAAAUGGCCGCCCUCGAUCGAGAGGUUGCAGAAGAGAAAGCCGAAGCUGCCGCUGCCGACCUUCAAGAAAUCAAACAGCUCAACGAAGAGCUCUCACUGGAGCUUGACCUUCUUCGCGAGGAGAAUAAGGCGUACGAGCAUGGCGAUGUCGACGUCGAGCAGAGCUCUACUGCUUGGGUCCAUCUGCAGAAACAGAAUGAACGCUUGAAAGAGGCCCUGCUCAAGCUUCGAGACGUCACUACGGAAACCGACUACGAGCAACGACGAAGGAUUUCAGACUUGGAGAAAGAGCUCGACUCCCUUGCCGAUGUACAAGAUUCGCGAGACGCUCUAGCGGCGAAGCUUCAGGCGAAUGAAGCGCAGCUGGACGAUGUCAAGACUCAACUCGACGAUGCUCUUGGAGCCGAAGAGAUGGUUGAGCAGCUUACAGAGCGGAACCUCUUCCUCGGAGAGCGCAUGAAUGAGCUGACAGCGGGCAUUGAGGAGCUCGAGGCUCUCAAAGAGCUCAAUGAGGAACUUGAAGAGAUCCACCUCGAGACUGAACGUCAGCUGCAAGAAGAGGUCGAUCUCAAGGAAGUUGCCAUACGCGAGUGGGAGGCGCGAUGUCAAGCGCUUGAGACCAACGCUGUCGACUACGAGGCAACCUUCUCGCAGUUCAGAGAGCUUGUGCUCAAUUUGCAGAAUGAUCUCGAGGUUCUACGGGCGGAGCGAGAUGGCCUCCUGGAAGAUGGCCAGAACGCAGCCAGCUUGAACAGUCAAAGUCGGGAGAUGCUGAGCUUGAACAUGAAGCUGCAAUCCUCCGCUCUGAAGUCUCAAGCGAGAACGAUUGAGAAUGAGCUCGGACGAAUGAAGUUCGAGCAGGCGACCCUGCAUCUGGAGAUGCUCAUGCCAUACCUGCCACCGCCUUUCGUGGAAGAGGGCGACCGCGAUGCCCUGUCUGGCCUGCUGUUCUUCAAGCGGAUGUCAUCCAAAGCAGAUCUCAUCAGGAGCAGUGUCGAGUCGAAGCACGACAUCGCACAGGUGAUCGGGUCUCUGUCAUCAGAGGUGACUACUGUCGGUGAGGACGGUGUGCUGACCUCCACCCAGAAAGUCCCAGAGCACCUCGUCACCGUGUGCCAAUUGCGUCAUUCGCUGGCACACUUCUCCGCCGUGUGCAGCUCAGUCGUCGCAAUGCUUCGAUCGGCUCCUCCCAAGGUCUUCCUCAAAUGUGGGCGGAUGUUCAAGGAAGUCCAGGCUGCUGUUGAAGGUCGAGUCGACGCUUUCGUCGAAGCCUUGCGACAUGAAGAAUUGAAGGAGAAUGAGUGCAAUGUCGACUUCAAGCGCAUCGUACGUCAAUUUGAAGACCUCAGCUACGCCUUGGUGGUAUCGCAGGAAGAGGAGAUACAGGCUCUCCACCAACAAGCAGAGAGUGGGGGCUCUGUUGAGCUCUUGCCAAGCUACGGCGAUGGCGACCUCGCAGCAAAGGAGGUCGGUAGCGCUACUCUCCUUGACCUCGAUCUUGAUACCUUGUCGGCAUCGCUCUGGAGCGCUCAGAGUCUGCUGGCCCGUGAGAACAUUGCUUGGCAGCUACAAGGCAAGACCGUGCGGGGCGACUAUCUUGAGCCCCUUGACCGUCUCUUUGGUGACGUCAAAGCUGCAAAGUUGCUCGCGAAGAAGCUGCUUCGCCGCCUAUCAAGCCUUGCCUCGAACGACGAGGCAGUGUCCAUGGCUGCGAUUGGCAAUUUGCCCUCUCUUGGCCGCCUGAGCUCCAAGCUUGUCGCCUUUGCCACUACGCUCGAGUCUGCCGUCCUCGCAUACCUCAACGAGACAAAGGCAGCAGGGUCAUCCUUCGUGCUCACAGACCUCUUGAGUACCGUCAAGGCUGCAGCACGUGAGCUGAGCACGACUGAUACCGAAGAAGACUCCGGCACAAGUCACGCGGGCACGGACGAUCCAUGGCAAGAGGCCAUUGCUGCUACCACGCACCUGUCUGCCACUAUCAAUGGGUUGGUGAUGGGCGCUACCGAGCAGGACAAUGUCAUCAAGAUCAGCGGUAUCGUUCCCUGGGAGCCCCGUUCGAAGGCUGUGCACGAGAUCGCGUCACACAACGUUGAGCUGGAGCGUCAGGCGUUGAGGCUUCAGGACGACCUGCGCGAUUUAUACCAGCAGAUCAAGGCGCGAGAUAGUGCUCUGCAAGAAGGUGCUAUCAAGCUCGAGCGUCUGAACAAGAAGCUCGAGAAGAGCAAGGGUCAAGACGAGGAAAUUGAGGAGGCGAGAGCUCGACUGAACGAAGCGCGUCAACAAGCCAAGGCGUACCAAGAUGCGAAUGGUGUUCUCCAAGCUGAAUUGGAGGCAUUGGAGAAGGUCAAGGAAGCGCUGGAUACUCAAAUCGCGGCCAAUAAAGCUCGAGAUGGUGGCAAGGAUACCCUCAAGCCUGGGACGAUCGGAGGCGCAGGAUCGCCUUCGGAGUAUUCUCUGCUCCCCUCAGCCUCCGUCCUUCCUGCAAGUCACCUCGAGACUCAUUACCUCCUCGAUCAACUAGACGCCAUGAGAGGCGCUUUGAAGUAUCUACGCGAAGAGAACGCUCUCUUGCUCUCCGCUGGCUGGACAGCCGAAUCCUGCGGCCUGGCACCCCUUGUGCAUGACCUACAAGUCGAAGUGGAGACGGCAGGUGCUCCCGCUGAUUCCCUUGCACAAGCAGAAGCGAGCCUGACGGGCCUUCCACAUAAGGCGAAGCGUGCGGGUCCCACUGAUGAUGAAUUGAGGACGGUGGCCAGUGAGAGGAAGAGCCUCUACUCUAGUCUGCUGCAGCUAUCUGCCAGCCCGAAGGUCGUCGUCCUUCCACCCAGGCCUACCGUCGCGGAUACCAGCGAGAGCAACAAGGAUUCCCCCGCUCCUGGAGACGCUCCACGCGAUCCUGCUGCCAUGAAGCGCAGGGUACGACCCUGGCAGCCUGCGUCGAAGCUCCCGAGCCGUCAGUACGAGGCGCAACAAGCGCGUGUGGUGGAUCUCGGUCUACGCUUCCAGAGGCUGGUCGAGCGAAGUCGACCUCUGGGAGGUACGAUGGAGGGGUCUCUCUCACUAAGAGCUAAAGCGAUGCAGAUGCCAGUGGUGAGGAGUCUGAAGACCUGAAGAAGGGAGAGAUUGGAGCGGGGCAGCGGCCUCUUCUUUUACGUGCGGUAGACUUUUAUUUCAUCUUGUAUACUAUCAUCAAAUUCAGAUCUUCCCAAGGUCAUCUGUCACCUUGAUAUCCACGCU